Molecule: messenger RNA, 1770 nt
Organism: Lotus japonicus
Lineage: Eukaryota; Viridiplantae; Streptophyta; Magnoliopsida; Fabales; Fabaceae
Product: triacylglycerol lipase 2-like
Exons: 13
Coding region: 110-1624 (504 amino acids)
Biological process (GO): lipid metabolic process
Molecular function (GO): hydrolase activity, acting on ester bonds
Source: RefSeq, a predicted model, not a curated record
AAGUGCAGGUAAGAGUGGGAGUGAAAGUAGCUUGGAGACGCAAGAGAAGAAGAGAAUUGGAUGCUCCGAGUCACAACCCAGUGGGUUGCAGUUGCUGUUGGUUUGAAGAAUGCAGCGAUUGCGGCGUUCAAUCACCGGCGGCGGUGGUUCUGUGUCGCCGGCGAACCUUAAAAGGUUAUCUCGCAAUUCAUGGGCCGCCAUUCAAGACACAUUUUUCUCCACCAAGGACACGUUUGAGAGACACCGUGUGAUCUUCACCGUCGGAACUUCCAUCGCCUCUGUCGCCACUGCUUGGAUCGGGUAUUCAUUGCGGCAUUUACAUGAUAGCAGGGUUGAUCAAAGGCUUCAAUCCAUUGAAGAUGCUAUGAAAAACAAUAAUAAUCUCCACCAUUCUGAAAUCAAAGACAUUGUUGGUACCGGUGGAGGUUGCAGUCUUCCUACCUGUGUCGCCACUGCUGGAACCACCUUAAUCGUCGGGUAUGGCGUGGGAUGGAGAGGUGGAAUUUGGUAUGCAACUAAAAAGUUCAGAAGGGAACAGAUGAAAGUGCUUGGACAGAUUAAGCCUAGAAGGUGGCAAUUGCUUGGGAAGGUGACAACACCAGAUGGUUAUAUUCUCAACCUACAGAGAAUUUCAUCAAGAGGGCCACUUGGGAAAAAGCCUCCUGUUCUGCUACAGCAUGGACUUUUCAUGGAUGGUGUAACAUGGUUAUUGCUACCUCCAAGGCAAUCUCUUGUGUUCCUUUUGGCAGAUCAUGGGUUUGAUGUUUGGCUUGCUAACACACGUGGAACCAAAUAUAGCCUGCGACAUACAUGGUUACCUAGUAACAGCCCGGAUUAUUGGAAUUGGUCAUGGGAUGAAUUGGUCGCAUAUGAUCUUCCGGCAACAUUCCAGUAUGUGCACGAUCAAACUGGACAAAAACUCCACUAUAUUGGUCAUUCACAGGGUACUCUGAUUGCACUAGCUUCUUUUUCCAAAGAUCAGUUACUGGAUAAAUUGAGAUCAGCUGCCUUACUUAGUCCAAUUGCCUAUGUUGGUCAGCUCACCUCACCACUAGCUAAAAAUGCUGCUGAAAACUUCAUAGCAGAGUCCCUGUACAAGUUGGGAAUCUUUGAAUUUAAUCUGAGAGGGGGAGAUGUUAUUAAGUUUCUUAAGGACUUGUGCAACAACACAGGCAUUGACUGCACCAACAUGUUGACCUCUUUCACAGGUCCAAACUGCUGCGUAAGCCCUUCAAUAGUAAACAAUUUUUUGGAUCAUGAGCCUCAGUCAACAGCAACAAAGAACAUGAUCCAUCUAUCUCAGAUGAUCAGAGAAGGAACGACAGCAAUGUUUGAUUAUGAGAACAGAGAAGAGAAUACAAAACACUAUGGACAACCCACUCCUCCAGUGUAUGACAUGACCAGACUUCCAAAUGACCUUCCCCUCUUCAUAAGUUAUGGAGGGGCUGAUGCUCUUUCUGAUGUUAAAGAUGUGCAACAUCUGUUGGAAAGUCUUGAAGAUCAUGAUGGAGAUAAACUUGUUGUACAGUAUAGAAACGAUUAUGCGCAUGCAGAUUAUGUUAUGGGUGAAAAUGCUAAGCGAGAUAUAUAUGAACCUCUUAUAUCUUUUUUCAGGCUUCAGUAAUAUCAUAAGAAUAAUAAUCCUUACAGAAUCUUAGAAAUUACCUGUUUCUAUGUCACAGAAUUGAAUAGCACAGAAAUUUUGUAUGUAACUUCACAGAGGAUGUUGUUAUUGCAGGAAAAUCUAUAUUUUUCUGUUUUGUAGGCUUC